This is a messenger RNA of Musca domestica (house fly), 1983 nucleotides long. RefSeq names its product Leucine Rich repeat protein. The transcript has 3 exons. Gene Ontology annotation, biological process: SCF-dependent proteasomal ubiquitin-dependent protein catabolic process. Bases 453 to 1913 code for a protein of 486 amino acids. The record is from RefSeq and is a predicted model, not a curated record. Gene Ontology annotation, cellular component: SCF ubiquitin ligase complex. NCBI's taxonomy places the organism in Eukaryota, Metazoa, Arthropoda, Insecta, Diptera, Muscidae.
AGAAUCAGUAUAUUUUUGGACGCCAUACGAACGGGAGGCAUCUGUUGUCUUAAUUUUAGUGGCGAAUGCACAGAUUUUUUUUCUCGACCAGGCAGAAAACAUUUUGCAUACGUUAUGUCACAUUGUAACGGGCGGUAAAAAUGUCGGUUAACUUUCUCUUAGAGUUUGAAGAAAUGUGAACCUAUUCGUCAGUAUGUCAAAAUAUGUGACGUAAUUUUGACUUGUUGAAAUAAUAGCGACAUUUCGAAGGUUUCGGGAAUAAGCAAAAACUUUCUAGCUUAUAAAAAGAUCUAUCUAUUCAUAUAUAUACACACAUACAUAUGUACAUUCGCAUGUGUCGAUUGAAUUGAGAAGUGCCCGAACAUUUUGUUUACAAACAAAAUAAUUUAACUAUAUACAUACUUUACGAGUUCGGAUUGAGGAAAAGAAAACAUUGUUUUAAAAAGAAAGAAAUGGCUAAAAAGUGUCCGGUUCGAUCGCUCAGCGACAGUGCUCUGGGAGAGUUGGCAAAUCUCAUUGUCUCGACACUGGGCUAUGCGAAAUAUGGUCCCGAUGUCGACAUGGAUAUUAACAUUGUAAUGGUAGAUAUUAAUGAAUACCUGGAGCUGGCUGGGGCUACGUCCAAUAUAUACCAGGACUUGCUGCGUGUAAUCCUCAGUUCCAAUUACUUGGAUGCUAAUAUGCGGUUCACAUGCCUACAAAUGCUGCUCAAUUGCGGAGUUUCGUUUUUAGUAACGGAAGUUUUUCCGCUGUCGUACUACGAAAAGAUAUUACAAGUUAUAGCGGCCCAAGGCACGGGAUUGCGGGUGCUAAACCUAAAGGGGGUGUGGGUCAAGGAGGAACACAUGUUCUAUAUGUUUGACAUAGUAAAGAAGUGUAAAUAUCUCACCAAACUAUAUGUGCCCUUUAUAGCGAACGACGAUUUGCUAGAGGUGAUUUCCAAGCACUGCAGCCACUUACAAGUUUUGGAUAUAUCGGGCGAGACCGAUAUUACCGAAAUAGGAAUAGAAAGCUUGAGUAAGGGCGUAUGUGCAGAUCGUCUGACCAUAAUCGACGUUGGUAUGAUGGGUGAGGAAAAUAUUUGUUAUUCAGAUAUUGCGCUUAUUUUGGAGCAUUGCCCGAAUGUGGAGACGCUUUCGACGUAUUCGUUUGUUGGGCCGUCAUUGAAGUUUGUCCACGACAACGUCGACGAGAACUUCCAGUGCAAAUUAAAAUACCUUCAUGACACUUCCACAGAUGAGGAAACGUUGCGCGUUAUUGUCAAGACAUGUCCACAAUUGCAGUCAUUGUAUCUGGAUACGCCGAAAUCGGGUUGUCUAAUUGCCCUCUCUAAUACAUUCUUGCGUAAGCUCAAAAUCUAUAAAUUCUCAUGCUCAGAAUUAAUGGAGCUAUUGGAAACUACUGGCCGAUAUUUGGACCACCUUACAAUGAUCAAGGGUAAUGGCGAAAUCGAAUUGGGAGUUUUGGCUAAAAUGUGUCCAGGUCUGAUUGACUUGGAUUGCUACAUGAUGGAAGGUCUCUCCUACUUUAGUCCAAAACAGCAUCGUUUUAGUCGCCUAGAGGGAUUGGAAAUGCUAAGUAGUCCGAUCGCCAAUACGGCCCUUAAAUCUCUGAUUUGCAAUACGACCCAACUAAAAAGACUGGCAGUAGACAGCGUCUCGUUGACCGAUGAAGACGUUGUAAGCAUAUUUAUACAGCAUCAUUUCUAUGCACUUGAGGAUGUCUGGUUUACUCUGGCACCGAACUUAACAAUCCAAUCAAUACAGGUGUUAAUGAACGAGUGCCCCGAACUGCAAUCUGUGGGACAACUGAGCGGAUGGGCUCUAUCUCCCGAUGACUUGGCACUUCUUCGAGGACUUUUAAAAAGCGGAAACUCCAGCCUCGUACUAACGCCGAAUGGAUUUUUCCCAUAAAAUGUACCUUUUCAAAAUAAAAAUUGUGAUUUUGUUUAUGUUUGCAAAAAUAAAAUAAAUUAUAAAAUAA